GCAAGAAGGAUCAGCAAUGGCGACUGUGGAGCGGAGACUACCCAGUCCCGAGGCGCUGGUGGGACAGCCUUGGACCCACUGGAUCGAUGCCGCCAAACAUCAAGGGGCCGACGGCACCGAAUUGGAAGAAACUUUUAAGGAGUGCGGGAAAAACCGUGAGGUCAUGCGGCUGAGUAGGGAAGAUAUGCCAAUAUUUGGUCACUGUCCAGCGCAUGAUGAUUUUUAUCUGGUGAUGUGUAAUCAUUGUAAUCAGGUUGUAAAACCCCAGGCCUUUCAAGCACAUUAUGAAAGAAGACACAGUACAUCAAGCAAACCACCUGUAACUCCUCCGUCUUCUACGUACUCUUACCCUUCCACACUCUCAAAAAGCAGAAGUGGUAGUGAUUGUGGGAAUAGUCGCUCUUCUGGUGGCAACUGUGCUUCAUCUAGCUCCAAGAUACAAAAAUCCCCCAAAGAUAAACUUCACAUCGGUGGUAUGAACAGACCAUUUUACAUGGUUCAUCAUGGCAGGAUGCACCAUGAGAAAAACAUGACUUCAGUGGCUAAACCAGAGAAGGUGCAUCCUAAUGUGAAGAUUGAUGGCACAUCAUUGAAAAUGAUGCCUGUUCCCAUUAAUUCCGCCACUGUGAGUGCUUCAAUAAAAACUGGCCUUAAUAGUCCUACAAUACCAAAGGCACCCCUGCCCUCCACUGGACAGAUACCCAAUGGUAAAAAUCUUCUGUCAACUCCUUCAUCCUCAGAAAAGAAACUUGAAGAUGGUAAAAAUAUCAAGAAACCCUCUUCUCAUAAGAGACUGUCAGAGCGGGAGUUUGACCCAAACAGACACUGUGGUGUUGUUGAUCUUGAAACCAAGAAACCAUGUACAAGAUCCUUGACGUGCAAGACACAUUCCUUGAGCCAACGGAGAGCAGUACCAGGUCGUAGGAAACAUUUUGACCUAUUGUUGGCUGAGCACAAAAACAAACCCAGGGAAAAAGAAUCGCAUAGAAUCUCUGAACAUCAUCACCAGGCACCCCUUCUCAGGGAAUCGCAUCCCUCGCCAUCUAAAGCUUCCCAGGAAUUGCAUCAGAAUUCCCAUGGAAAUAUUGCAUCGGAUGUAAAACAGACGGUGUCUGGCAAAACCAAAUUUUACAAUUCAAGUCUUCCAAGGCCUGCCAGUUGUUCGUUACAGCACAGUGGCAAUAUCAUCACUGAUACUGCAUCGGUACAUGAAUUGCACCCCUCACUUGUAGGACCAGACUCUGUAUCCAGAUUGUCCAGCGAUGAGGGAGAAUGUGAUGAGAAAGAGGAAUUGGUAGAAAAACUAGACUGCCAUUAUUCUGGACAUCACCCUCGACCAGCAGCUCUUUGCACCUUUGGAAGCCGACAGGUUGGCCGAGGCUGCUUUGUGUUUGACAGGCGAUGGGACCACUUUCGGUGUGCACUUAGUUCCAUGGUUGAAAAACAUCUUAAUUCACAAAUGUGGAAAAAAAUUCCUCCUGCAGUGGAUAGUCCUACAUCAACACAGUCAGUCCCUCACAGCACUGGCAUGAUUUCCUCACAACUGUCGCAUUCCAGUGUUAAUACUGCAGGUUUUGUUUCCUCUUCAGCAAUGUCCUCAUCAUUGACAUCUCCAGCAUUGGUUUCUUCUUCAUGUACAUCAGUUGAAACUAAAUCUGUGCUCUCAUAUGCAACUAUGAAUGCUCACCCUGCUGCCUUGGGCGUCAUGGACCCUGCUUAUUGUAUGCAAUCUAGACAUGUAUCGUCACCUUCUGUGAUGCCUUCUGGGCUUUCUUCGGUUCCUUCACAUGUGUUUAAUAAACCUCAAAAAGUGAAACCCAGCAAGUCUUUUAAACCUAAAGAUCCUUCAUCUACCAGCAGUAACAGUAAUAGUAACUCCAGUAGCAACAAUAACAGCAGCAGUUCUGGGAAGAAGAGAAAAAAUAUUUCUGCACUGCCAUUGCAUUCUUCCACUCAUUCCACAGAAUCUCUGAAGAAAAAUUGUGUGAAUUCUGGGAAUCUAGGGACGUCUAAUUACUCACCAGUCUCCUCAUCUUACAGCAGUACACACAUCGGCCUCAAUUGUACAAACAAAAUGAAUUCUUUAGGCCUCAAACAUGAACAGUCAGGAAAAGGGCUUCAAAUGGGGAUCCCUGCAGAAUCAAUUAAACGGAUGAGUGUGGUUAUGAACAGUAGUGAUUCCACUCUUUCACUAGGGCCAUUUGUCCAUCAGUCAAACGAGCAGUCUGCAAACUUGCAUGGUGGCUUUUCACAUCCACAUACACCACUGGAUAAGCUGGAAGGGAAAAAACGGAAAAGCUCACCGGGUUCAAGCACCACAAACAGUGGUAACAAAUCGAACAAGAUUGCCAAAUCGCCUGUGGUAAACAAUGUUCAUUCGAAGCAUCCUAGUGUGAUCCCAGGAACACCAGGGCUUUCCAACAACACUCUCCUCCAUCAGGUAUGA
Pristis pectinata (smalltooth sawfish) is the source of this 2446-nucleotide messenger RNA. Its product is annotated as ataxin-7. Bases 17 to 2446 code for a protein of 809 amino acids. The record is from RefSeq and is a predicted model, not a curated record. Lineage: Eukaryota; Metazoa; Chordata; Chondrichthyes; Rhinopristiformes; Pristidae. The transcript has 10 exons.